Sclerotinia trifoliorum is the source of this 4950-nucleotide messenger RNA. NCBI's taxonomy places the organism in Eukaryota, Fungi, Ascomycota, Leotiomycetes, Helotiales, Sclerotiniaceae. The record is from the annotation of a GenBank genome assembly.
GGGAAAGCCCAAGCCAGAGUCUUUUCCUUGAUCUUUUGAAGAGAUUAUUUCUAAAGAGUUCAACACCUCCUCUAAGCCAUCCGGGGCAGUCAGUGCAAAAAGAAGGAUCAGUCCUUUCAUCCUACAAAGCUUCUGAACUUGUAGCAUUUUCCACUCCUCAUUUUCACUUUGUGGUAAAAGCAAAGUGCACCACUCCAUCAAUCACAAACUACAAAUCGCAAACCUUUUUAUACAGUUAAAAGUAUCUCGCGCAGCCAGCGCAACAUUUCUACAAUAUGGGUGUCCCAAAAUUCUUCAGAUGGAUGAGUGAGAGGUAUCCCUCGAUCUCGCAAUUGAUUGCGGAGAACAGAAUACCGGAGUUUGACUGUCUGUAUCUGGAUAUGAAUGGUAUCAUUCAUAAUUGUACACACAAAGACUCUGAUGAUGCGACCUUUCGUAUGACAGAGGAGCAGAUGUUCAUUGCAAUUUUUAAUUACAUUGAGCAUCUUUAUGGGAAGAUUAAGCCAAAGCAGCUUUUCUUCAUGGCUGUAGACGGAGUGGCUCCUCGCGCAAAGAUGAACCAACAACGAGCUCGAAGAUUUAGAACGGCAUUAGAUGUCGAGAAUGCAAGAGAAAAGGCAAUACGAGAGGGAAAGGAAAUGCCAAAGGAAGAGGCGUUUGACAGUAAUUCAAUCACACCAGGUAAGUCUUUUGGAUGGAUGAUAUCCCACAAGCUAACCAUUUCAGGCACGGAGUUUAUGCAAAAGUUAACCCUUCAACUGAAAUAUUUCAUCGCAAAGAAGAUCUCAGAGGAUGUUGAUUGGCAAGGAACCGAGAUUGUUCUCUCGGGACAUGAGGUACCAGGAGAGGGGGAGCACAAAAUUAUGGAGUACAUUCGCCUCAAGAAAGCGCAGCCAGAUUACGAUCCUAACAGACGUCAUUGUCUUUAUGGUUUAGAUGCAGACUUGAUUAUGUUGGGAUUGUUGAGUCAUGACCCUCAUUUUUGCCUUCUUCGUGAAGAGGUUACCUUCGGCAGACAGAGUAAAGCCAAGUCAAAGGAGUUAGAGCAUCAAAAUUUUUAUUUGAUGCAUCUGUGCAUUGUUAGGGAGUACUUAGAAUUGGAGUUUCAGGAGUUAAAGGGAGAUGGGAUUUUAGGCUUUUCAUUCGAUCUCGAGCGCGUUAUUGAUGAUUUUAUCCUUAUGGCGUUCUUUGUCGGCAACGAUUUCCUACCGAAUCUUCCAAAUUUACACAUUAACGAAGGAGCGUUGGCGUUGAUGUUCAAGGUAUACAAAGCCAUUUUACCCAAGUGUGGUGGAUAUAUAAAUGAAGGAGGAGUUAUCAAUAUGAGCCGACUUGCAAUUUUGCUUGAUGAAUUGUCUCACGUUGAGUACAGAUUUUUUGAAUCGGAGAGCUCGGACUCGUCAUGGUUCAAGGCUAAGCAAAUGUCAAAGGAGGAUGUCAUGGUGAAAGGUAAGAAUAAGGGCAAACUUGUCAUGACGACAACACAACAACAAAUAUGGAAACAAGUCAAAUCAUAUGUACAGAAGAGAGGAACAGAAGCAUUAGAUUUAUCCGAAAAGCUGCCCGCAGCGGAUAGAAAAUUCGCGCAGGAUUUGGCAGAGAGCCUACACCUAGAAUGGAAAACAGUUGAGGAUAAUGAUGGAGAGCGUCACAUGCAGCUAUCAUUCCCUGCUAAGCUCGGUGCUGACGAUGACGACGAAGACGAUGAUGAAGAAGAGGAGUCUCAACUUGCAAUCAUGCGAAUCGUCAAACAAUACGACAAAGCAGAAGUUCUCGAUGUUACCAAAGAACAAGCACAAGCCGAGAUGGAUCGUAAAUACGAAGAGAAGUUCCAAGAGUGGAAAGACAAAUAUUAUGACGGCAAAUUCGAAUGGGAUCGAAAGAACGAAACGGAGUUGACAAACUUGUGCGAGAAUUACGUCCAGGGGUUGCAGUGGGUUCUUUACUACUACUAUCGUGGUGUCGUAUCGUGGCCGUGGUAUUACCAAUAUCACUACUCGCCGAUGAUUUCUGGUGAGCAUUGUAUCUGUGGAAUCUCUUAUGUUUAAGCUAACAAUAUCGGCAGACGUCAUAAAAGGACUGAAAGCAGAUGUCAAUUUCAAGCUCGGGCAGCCAUUCCAUCCGUUUGAACAACUUAUGGGCGUGCUACCCGAUCGUAGUAAGAAGAUUGUGCCCACAGUGUAUCAUGAUCUCAUGACGAAUCCCGCUUCUCCUAUCAUCGAUUUCUACCCUCGAGACUUCGAACUAGAUAUGAACGGAAAGAAAAUGGAAUGGGAAGCUGUGGUCAAGAUUCCAUUCAUUGAUGAAAGACGAUUGUUGGAUGCUAUGGCUACAAAAAAUAAUUUGCUGAGCGAUGCUGAGAAGGCUAGGAAUGAGUUUGGAGUCUCUUUGAAGUUCACUUACGAUCCAGAUGUAGACUUUACUUACCCAUCUUCAUUGGUGGGUAUUUUCCCCGACAUUGCCCAUUGUCACUGCAUCGAAAAUAUUUUUGACCUGCCGACAAUCGAAGGCCUGGACUUUUAUCAUGGUCUCAUGGAUGGAGCUAAGCUUGGAUCUGCAUCUUUAGCUGGAUUCCCAAGUUUAAAUUAUCUUCCAUAUAAUGCAACACUGGGUUUUCAUGGGGUCAACGUUUUUCAAUCAGACAGCCGUAAUGAAAGUAUGGUUGUCACAAUCGAAGAUUGUGAAGUUCGAACAAAUGUCAAGACAGCACAACAGAAACUUGGUAAAAGAGUAUUUGUUGGUUAUCCUUUCUUACAGGAAGGUAAAGUUGUCAAAGUCUCUGAUGAACUAUUCGAUUAUCUGCCUUCCGAAGAUGCUACUGGUCAACCUAUCACUAGAGCACAUGGGCCUCGUGAAAUCGAUGACUUCCGCAAGAAGGCCGAAAGAAUAGAAAGCACUUAUAGCAAACGUCUUGGUAUAAUUAUUGGACCAGUAGAAUCACUCACUCAUGUGGAGAUGCUAAAGGGUUUGAAAAAGAUGGAUGACGGUGCGACCAUCAAAGAAUAUGCCGUUAUUCCUGGUCAAGACACAGACUAUGCUUCGCAAGUUGUGGUGGAUGAAGUUAUCAGCGAAGAUCAGCGAUUUUUGGAGAGAGCUGCUUUGCCUGUGGAGGAGGAGUUCCCAGUUGAUGACAGAAUAUUCUUUCUCGGUGAUUUCAACUAUGGCCGUCCAGGGCUGGUUGAAGGUCACGCAGAUCACAAACUUCAAAUCUCUUUGUCCACAAUCAAAGGCAAAGAAGUAGAAUUUGGUAGAAACAUUGUUCACAACGCCAAAAACAAUAGUCACUAUACCCCGUCUUUUGCAGUUGCUAAAAUGCUAGGGUUGCAUCCUUUAGUACUCAGCAAGAUUACUUCAUCCUUCCAGGUUUCUGCUGUGGGUCAGCUCCGCGUCAACUUGGGACUUAACCUUAAAUUUGAGGGCAAGAAACUUAAGGUUUUGGGUUACUCGCGACGAGCUGAUAAUGGGUGGGAGUUCAGUAAUAAAGCUAUUGAACUCAUCAGCACUUAUAUGACCAAGUUUCCUCAUUUCUUUGCUGGUAUCCAAAGAAAACCUCAAGGUAAUGAAUAUGAGGAAUCUGACUUUCCUGGUGCCAGUGUCAAGGAGAUUGUGGCGUGGCUCAAAACCAUCGAAUCCAAGAACUUUGAAAAAGUACCUCUGGAUGCUGAGCAGCUUGACUCUGAUACCGUAAUGGCUAUCGAAGAAGCGGCUCAACAAGCCUUGAUGAAUGGCCCACAACCUCAACGUACAACGCUUAAAGCUGUUCCACGUGGUGCGCUCUUGAAGCCAUCUGAUGCUGAACAUCGUUGCGGCAACCAGAAAUUUGCUCUGGGUGAUCGUGUUGUCUAUGUUGCAGAUUCUGGUCGCGUGCCCAUUGCCACGCGCGGUACAGUUGUGGGUAUCUCUCGCACCCCACUCACCACUUUACUUGAUGUCCUAUUUGAUGUUACUUUCAUGAGUGGAACGACUCUUGGUGAACGAUGCUCCCCCUUCCGUGGAUCCACCGUACCAAUUGCUAGUGUGCUCAAUCUUACCAACAAGCAACUGAUUGCGGGCUCUAGAGCCGCUGCUGAGAAGAGACCCGCUCCAACUACCACGCCUUUAACAGCCAAUGGUGGCUAUGGCUUUGGACGAGGUCAACAAUAUAGAGAAUCUGGACCACCUCCUCCACUUCGAGGCUCUUUCCGUGGCGCCGUUUCAGGGCAACGUGGAAAUUUCGGAUCUCGUGGUGGACGUGGUCGUGGUGGAUUCCCCAAUGGAAAUGUACAUAGUGAUUCUGGCGAUAAUGCUACUCCAGCAGUUCAUAGCAGCAUGGUUAUUCGUGACACAACACCUGUGAACACGACCGGUAAUGCCAACGGCACCCGAGGUCGUGGAACCGUAUUUGCAGCCGCUAGAGGUGGCGGUCCCGCAGCUGGGAGCGUAGCAUACAACAAUGUUCCUCCACCAGCUGCAUUGGAUUCACGAGGCAGGGGUAGAGGCCGCGGUGGUAGAGGUCGCGGUGCUUCGAGAGGUCGAGGUGGUAAUCCACACCCUCCACAAGCCUAGAUCUACAAUUUCUGAUUCUGUCGAAUUUUCUUCUUUGGCAUUUCUGGAAAAGCAAUAUUGGCAUGGCAUGGAAUUUUCACGAUCUUCCAUGGCACAAUACAUAAUGAGAUGAAUAAGAAUCGCGAGCAAUCUUUUCCCGGUGGGUACUUUUACGAGACUAGAAUAACGAUUUCACGAGUUGGAUGGUUAUGAUUCUAUUACUACCAUGUAUGCAUGGAUCGGAUAUACUAGAUGGGAGAAGACGGUCAAUGAGCCUCAGAUACGAUGGGCGCGUGAUUAGAACCGGUGAUUACUGCUAUGUUGGAGGAGACGAUGACUUGUUGGAUGCAGAGCAGAAGCAUGAUAUGAUCGAAGAGAAAAUAGUUAGAUGUACAGAGAAUUAAAUCUUUGAAGUCUACGAUAUAU